GUUACAGAAAUCUCCCACAAUUCAAAAUCAAAGCGAAAGCCUGUAAUUAGACGGUCAUUUUGUUAAGAAGGUCCACCGGUGCGUGUGUGUGUGUGUGUGUGUGUGUGUGUGUAUGUGUAUAUGAGCUGUCCUCUUUGCUCUGCUGUUAUGACAAAUGGUGCAUUCUGGAUCUCUCAGUUCUGCAAUAGCACGGCUGUUUCUGCUUUCUGGGUUUCACAUCAAUGAGGAAUGCUUCUCUUGGAUCAGAAACUGUUGGACGUGUGUGUGUGUGUGUGUGUGUGUGUGUGUGUGUGUUAGUGAGGGAGAGAGAGAAAUAUGUGUUCUCUCAUGCUAACCUGCAAUAUUUUGUGUAUUCUAUCUAUCAAGUCCAGAAUUCAAACUAUGUGGGGAUAGUAGAUGGAUCGACGGUCCCUCCAGGCUUUCGCGAUAUUGCGUUUGCAUAAACGAACACAAAAUCAAGCUAAUUCCGCAAUAUUCCGAGGAGCUUGCGAUUUUUCUAAAUUACCGCAAAGUUUUCCGCAGAUUUGGGGCAAGACACGUCAUGUGACAUCAUCACGACAGCAAUUUCGUGCAGUUGCAUUUUCGCCAAUGCGUGUAGUUUUCAGCAAACAUAAAAAUAAAUAUAUGGCACAAAAAAACUCUGCAAGUUGCAUCCAAAGCUUUUGAAAAAAGCCGCAGCAAACUCGAGCAUUUUUGGGUGCGACGAUCCCAAAAAAAGGCGAGGAGAUCGUGUACUGACUGAGUUGAUGACCCUUUUUUUGUUAGAUCUUGUUACUUAAUUUGCUAGAAAGCUGAUCGAGAAGUCAGAAAUUUUUAACUAGAGCGGUGAAAUUCUCUACUCAGAAGGUCAGGAGGUGUUGAUUCAUUUUCUAUAACAAUAGCUCUGACAGUACUGCUGGCUUAUUUCUGUGCGCUCUUAAUACAAACUGUGACAGUUCAUUCACGUACACAUGAUUUAAAAAAAAAUGUGAGUAAUUGCUGAUACGGUGAAGUUUUCUGUGAGGUGACGUUUAGCGUUUUUUGGAAGGAGUCUCCAGUGUCAGUGCUCGUUAAAACUAUUCCUUUAAAUUUUCCAACUUUGUGGUUUCCAGUUUCUCAGAAACAUGACACUGUUGUUUUUUUUUAAAAUUUUUAUUUGGGUCUUAUUUCCUUUAAGACAGAGGGGGGAAAAAAAAGAGAGGCUGGUGAGGGAAUGAAUGUUUAUAGCUGUCAGAGGUAAAACUGUUCCUUUAUUUUGUCCAACAUGGGAAAGUCUUCUUUCUCUACAACACAACCCUGCUUACUGCACUCGUUUAUUAAGAGAAAAAGAGAGAUUCUGGUCAGGGAGUAUCUUGUUAUUAACUAUUGUGAGUGAUAACAGGAACUAACUUGUUUUGUGGACGUUCCGCAGCAUAAAAAAAAAUAAUGUGCAUAUUGGCAAAUUGCUGUGGUGUCGGAGGAACAUGUUCUUCAGAAUGUGCUCUCAGUCGGAAAAUUUGUAUGCAAUCUGACCUGCGUUUCUGCUCACCGCGUUGGUAAAGAGUUGUUAUUUGUACUACCGUAGUCUUCCUGUCAACGUGAACCUGUCUGGCCAUUCAUCACUGGAUGUUUUGACGCUUUGUGCAUCAUUCUGUGUAGACUCUAGAGACAGUUUCGUGUGUGAAAAUUCCAGCAGAUCGGUAGUUUCUGAAAUCCUCCAGCCUGUCUGGCACCAACAAUCAUGCCGUGGUCAAAGUGGCUGAGAUCACAUUUUUACCCCAUCAAGCUUUUGACCUGUAUCUGCACGAUUUUAUGCGAUGCGCUGACGUCACUGAACGUCUCCAUGUCUGGAUGAGUCACAUUACGUCUUUGUGUUUGUAUAGAGCGCCUAUUCUUUUUCAAGUUUAACGAUUUCCCGAAACAACUUCAUUGUUCCGGACAUCAUUUAGCUGGACGGGUUUAUCAUCAAACACUCGGCCAGAAUGAGCGUCGUUUCCACUACCAUGGUGGGAGUUUAUGAACUCUGGAGAGCAGCCAGAUUUCCUGAGUCCUUCUCUUUGCUUUGUAAGCUUUAAAUAUACACCAGGCCUUUGUGUUUGGUCAGCAAGGGUUUUACUGGAGGCUACAUUUGUGUCGACCAAGCUCUUAGUGUAGCUGUAUGUAAAGAAAUAGACUCUUUCUGAAGUCAAAGCAUCAGCUGUCCACACGUAUAUGCUGGGACUGGGCGAUAUGACAACCUUGAUCAUCCUCAAACCUUUUGUGAGAAUGUUCUGUGGAUUGAUGAGUUGAAAGUGGAACUGUUUGGAUGACAGGAGUCCCGUUACAUCUGUCGUAAACCAAACACAGAAUUCCACAAAAAGAACAUCAUAGCUACAGUCAAGCACGGUGGUGGAAGUGUGAUGGUGUGGGGAUGCUUUGCUCCUUCAGGGCCUGGGCAACUUGCAGUAAUUGAUGGAAACAUGAAGUCUGCUCUCUACCAGAAAAUCCUAAAGGAGAAUGUCCGGUCUUCAGUCUGUAAGUUGAAACUCAUGCGCAACUGGAUCAUACAGCAAGACAAUGAUCCAAAGCAUAGGAGUAAGCCGUAGUCCUAGAAAUAAGUGAAACGCUGAUCUCCGGUUAUCUGAAACAUUUGGUUGCAGUUGUUGCUGCUAAAGUUCUCACAACCAGAUUUUAAGGGGUUUAACGGGGCAGUUAGUUUUUUCACAUGGGUGGUAGGUGAUAACUUUUUUUGCUUCAAUAAAAAUAAAUAACUGUAUUGUGUGUUUACUCAUGCUGCCUUUUGUUUUAUGCUGCAUUUCGAAAAAUCUCAAACUAUUUAUUUUGAGAUGUACACAAAAAACAGAAGAAAUCAGGAUGGAGCAAAUACUUUUUCACAAUUUAAAAAGAAGAGGUGUAAAAAAAAAAAAAAACACUUUCAGAAAAUCUUUUGGAAGAGAUGACCAUACCAUCUCCUGUAUUCACACUCACACAUCAGUUUUGAAACGAUUAGACCCUGGGGAAAAACUAAAAGCAGAAGUAAUCACAUGCUUCAACUUUAAAUGGAACCACAGAUGUCAUAUCUAUCUUCACAGAAAAUAAGCAUGAAUCAGCAUGAUGUCACCACAGACGCAGCGGAUUAGUUUUUAUCCUACCACAGUGCAUUCGAUUUUUUUUUUGUCUUUGGUGAGAACAGGCAGCUCUGAAAGUAGCUCUACUACAAGCGGCACUGCCAUUCGUGAUCAUGACCAUCAUGUUCCAGCCAUACCAGCGAGGCGUGCACUGCGAAGACGAGAGCAUUCGUUACCCGUACAAGUCCGACACCAUCUCACACAGCAUGAUGGCUGCCGUCACCAUCGUCUGUUCCAUCAUCAUUAUUACCACAGGAGAAGCCUACCUGGUCUACAGCAAGCGCCUCUACUCAAACUCAGACUUUAACCAGUACGCUGCAGCGCUCUAUAAAGUCGUGGGAACCUUCCUGUUCGGCGCCUGUGUGAGUCAGUCUCUCACAGAAAUGGCCAAAUUCACAAUCGGGCGCCCGCGGCCCAACUUCAUGGCCGUGUGCGCGCCGAGCGUGUGCAAGGGCUACAUGCUCAACAUAAACUGCACGGGAAACAAACACAACGUCACCGAAUCAAGGUUGUCCUUCUACUCUGGCCACUCAUCUUUUGGGAUGUACUGCAUGCUGUUUUUGGCGUUAUAUGUGCAGGCACGCAUGGCAUUCAAAUGGGCACGUCUUCUCCGACCAACGAUUCAGUUCUUCUUGGUUGCAUUCGCGAUUUACGUUGGAUACACGCGGGUGUCUGAUUACAAACACCACUGGAGCGAUGUACUCGUGGGCCUCUUGCAGGGGGCGCUCAUCGCCAUUCUCAAUGUGCGGUACGUCUCAGAUUUUUUCAAGGAACGUCUUCCGCGCCAACCGCAAACCGAGAUGUCGGAGACCGACGAAUCGGAGCGCAAACCAAGCCUGCAGAUAAUCGAUCAAGAGAGGAAUCACCAUUGCAGCUUUUCUGGGACCGUAUGAGAGACUUUUGGCUUUGUGGAUGGUGUGUACCGGUAUCAUACCAAAACCAGAAAGUGUGUGUGUAUGUAUGUGUGUGUGUAUGUGUGUGUGUGUAUAUAUAUAUAUAUAUAUAUAUAUAAACCACUGGACAGGCUGCAGUGCUGCUCAAUAAUUCCCCCACAUCUGCAUCCCAGAGGCAUCAGUGCAGCUACUGUAGCCACUAAAGCUGAGUGGCACUGACUACAGACUCGCCUCCACACGUGGAUAAUCUCUCCUUUAUAUGCCUGUGUGUGUGCGUGUAUGUAUGUAUGUAUGUAUGUAUGUAUGCGGCAUCAUAUAGUAUCCCUAUAUUUUGUCCUUCCUGUAGAGGGUCUGAUAUAUUUAUACUUUAUCCGAUUACACAAAUCAUUUUUUAGGACUAAAGCACAAAUCAUAAAACAAUCAAUAGAAUUUUUUUUUUUGAUUCUAAGAAACAGACUUUUAAAUUGUAUCAAAAUGCAACAACUUCACCUGAUUUGAAGGCAUCUGAAAACGGUUUGAAAACAGUUCCCAAGUGAAGCGUAGAGAUCGGUCGUGGGUCGGUCCGUCGAAUUUCAAGAAGCCGUGCCACUGAAAACAUGUGAGGUAGAGUUCAAAUGCAUUCCUCAUCCACUACGUUGUGAAGUUGCCGUUUUUUUAAAAAUAUAGUUUUAAGACUUCUUUUUAAUGAAAAUAUAUCCUGUGGUGGUUGAUUAUAGUUAUGACCCUCCUGGUGAAUGGCAGUAGUGUUUUAUGUAUAAAAAUCCCCCAACACAUUCACAAAGUUGGACUGCAUAAUGUGACUAAUUUUUACUUUUUAAAAACAAUUUUAUUACAAAUUUUAUAUGAUAUUAUCUAAUUUCACCAAAUACCACUAGCUAACUAUUGCAUAUUUGCAGGCUUAUUACUUUUUCCUACUGUUUGUUUUUUAUUUUUAUUUUUUAUUAUUACGUGAAUUUCGGGACAAGAAGAGUUUAUAUAACCUCAUAACUGACGUAAUUUUAAAAAGUAUAAAACAAAUAAAAAUAAAUAACGUGCAGUGAUGAUAAUAUAGGCUUAAGGAUGUAACAGUUUUCCUCACUGCUGUUCGAACAGAUCUUCAGUAAUCUCGUGUAAUGUAGUAGCCAUUGUUUGGAUUAGUAAAAUUCUCUGAUGCUGCAUUCAAGAAAGGUCAUUUCUAGCAUGAAUGCUUUGGGAGUAGACCUCAUGAUGGAUCUCACGUGUGUCUGGCACUGGUUCUCACUGCAGAAAAAGCUUCAGCUCUUGAAAAACUGCCCAAGGCACAUGGUUAGGAUUUGUUAAUGUUCAUAGCAUAUGAUUAUUUUUCCCCCCAUGGCAAUGCUCAGUGUAUGCGCAUAAACUUUUUCUCAUCUAUCCCUAGAUACGAAACACAUACCAGUGUCCUUUCCCUGGAACGUGAUUUCCAUCAUGUUUAUACGAACCAAGUGUUGGGCUUUACAGCACAUGAUCACAAGAUUGGGGUGAAAAGUGAAGUCAGAUAUAAUUAGGACACGAUGUUCGCUUUGUUAAGCUGUGCAGAACCCUGGUGCAAAAAAGAAUUACGGGAAAAUUUGUUUUCAGCAUUAGUUGUGUAUCAUUUUAUACUCUUACAUGACUAAUAAUGGAAAAAAAAAAAUACUGUACAUACAGUUUUUACAUUCACAUCGCAAAUUGAUCUAUAAGCUGCACAUUGAUUUAUUCCAUCUACAGAAUUUGUGUGAAUUCGUGUCACGUUCACAGAUUGAGAUUAAGCACAUGACGUACUCUAACAAGCACUACUAUGAGCUGUGCAUUUCGGCAACAUUGCUUAGUUUGCGAGAUUUUUAAUGCACUCUAUAUUUACUGAGCAUGAGGUGAUUUUUUUCCCCCCUUUUUUCGCCAACAAACAGAGCGCCUCUGUGUUCCUCUGGUGUAGCUGCCGAAAGCCAAAGGCCUUAAAAUAGAGCAGGCCCCAAUGUGGGGAGAGCUCCCCUACUGCAAAGCAUCUUUUAUUUUAUUUGUGUACUAAAUUGAAUGUGGAACAGGUUCUUCAGAAUGUAUAACAUAUAACAAGCGUUUUCACUCCGCUUCAGUGUGCAACAGUGCAAAUACCAGUGAAUAUUUUCGAAUAAUCUAUUUUUUUUUUUUUUUUUUUCGUUCUAGUGCCUACACAAGCCCGAACAUUACCGUUAUAGUUCACAGUUAGUAUGUAAUAUGUUUUUGGAAAUGUUUUUUGGAAUAUUUUCUAAGCUCUAUUCUGAGCCCUUGGGAUUUUCUUUAAAAUGUGAAAAUACCUCCAAAAACCAAGACUAAGAUAAGCCGCUAAACCUGACCAUUUCAAGUGAUGGAGUGAAAAUUAAAUACAAACGAACAAACAUUGGUGAAAAAGGUCUGUUAUUGGAACCUUCAGAUCAGAAAUGCUAUAUAAAUAAUGGUUCACAAUAAUACAAAUAAGUCUAAUCUAUCUGUAUCUGUCUGAUCCCAAAGCUGCAUUUAUAAAAUUUAUAGUCACGGCACAGUUUAUAUAAACGUAUAAUAUAUAUAUAUAUAUAUAUAUAUAUAUGUAUAUAUAUGUAUGUAUGUAUAUAUAUAUAUAUAUAUAUAUAUAUAUAUGUAUGUAUUUUAAGUGAAUGAAUCCUCUGGAUACAGUUUUUAUUCUAUCCACUAAUUACUAAUUAGGCCUCCGAAUUUCUGUGUUUGUGGAUGCUUGAAGCCAAGUGUCUGGAGCAGGUGAGUUUUAAUGUUCUGUCCAAUACUGUGGCCUGCACACUGACUUUCCCAAAGCUUUUGAUUGUAUGGCUUAAAUAUAUUGCACACAUGAAAUAUUUUUCUAAAUGUAUUUUUACAUUUUUAUGUCUUAACUACUGUAGAUGAAUAAAAAUCAAUUACUCGUGUA
Molecule: messenger RNA, 6830 nt
Organism: Ictalurus furcatus (blue catfish)
Lineage: Eukaryota; Metazoa; Chordata; Actinopteri; Siluriformes; Ictaluridae
Gene: plpp2a
Product: phospholipid phosphatase 2a
Exons: 6
Coding region: 3179-3958 (259 amino acids)
Biological process (GO): phospholipid metabolic process; signal transduction; phospholipid dephosphorylation
Molecular function (GO): phosphatidate phosphatase activity
Source: RefSeq, a predicted model, not a curated record